This is a messenger RNA of Helicoverpa zea (corn earworm), 3919 nucleotides long. RefSeq names its product TATA element modulatory factor (gene Tmf). Gene Ontology annotation, cellular component: Golgi apparatus; endoplasmic reticulum. The record is from RefSeq and is a predicted model, not a curated record. Bases 356 to 3817 code for a protein of 1153 amino acids. NCBI's taxonomy places the organism in Eukaryota, Metazoa, Arthropoda, Insecta, Lepidoptera, Noctuidae. The transcript is spliced from 10 exons.
CAAAUCAGUCGUUCACAUACAUUUUUAUAUAGGGUUGUUGUUCAAACAUUUUUCGUGGCAUUUGCUCGAUCUAGAAAUUAUCGUUUAAUUUGGUGGAAGUUAACAUUUUUUAGCCUCAGCGUACAUUUAUCAAUAAAAUAUAUGUGAAAUACUUUGACAAUUGCUUGCAAAAUUCCUUUGAAAAAUACAUAAACAAAAUGGAAACGUCACAUGGUUUGUUGUGAUUAGUUGAAGUGUAUUUCCAUGGUUAAUCUCAUAACAAUCACGUUCUUAAGGCUACUAAAGAAGUGAUACAUUACUCAGUGUUUUGAUUGGACUGUGGUUUGUGCUGUGUUGUGUCUAAUGCGCCGACAAAAUGAAUUGGUUCGACACGUCAGGCCUUACGACCCUCGCUAAGAACGCUCUGAAGGAGGCUCAGAAGACGAUUGACAAGGCUUUGGAUAUUCAGGAUGAGAGUGGAGACGAGCUAGAGGAGGAGUCUACACCGCAAACUAGCGCCAAGUCAUCACCAGGUCACAGUAACACUUUACAAAAGGACAAUUCGGAUUUCUUUUCCUCCUGGGGUCUGACUGUCAGUGCGGAGAGUGAACAGAAUUAUCCUAUCAAGGAGCAGCCCGUCGUCACCGAGAGUCCCUCCAAGUCGACGUCUCAGAGCAUCUGGGGCUCGUUUGCUGGCUCGUUCUUUGAACAACCUAAAGAAGACGACCCUGCAAUCGUGAGACCACCUAAAGCUAAGUCUAUGAACGUUAUUUCUGAUACCAAGUAUGGUAGCCAUGAUGACCUGUUCUCUAAGAGUCAGUUGAUCAUGUCAGAUAGUGAGGCACUAGAUCACAGAAUCACAAAAUCUUUAAAAGAUGAACUACCUAAAGGGAAUGAAAGGCGUGAUUCAGCAAAGUCACACAGAUUGUCACUUGUGUCUAGUAGGAAUAGUUCUGACUCAGUGGAAGUGUUGUCUCAGAGCAUGAAGACAACUCCUGACUCUGAAGCGUCCGUACAUUCCAUAUCACAGAGCAGUAGUACCGGCCAGAAACAUAACUCAGAGUCUGUAGAAAUAUUGCCUGAUAGUCUGGUUAGCCCUAGCUCCAUUGAGUGCCUUGGUUUUGAUAGCUAUUCUAGUGAAAGAAACAGCAGCUCAUCCUCCCUCUGCCUUUCUCCUGGAGACUUGAGUGACAAGAAGUCUACUCCCAUUGGUGAUAAGACUGAGAAAGCUGAAACUGCUGACAGUGUCAGCUUAGUUGCUGAUGACGAUGAGGAUACUAUGUCGUACAACUCCAUAUCAGAAUGUACUGCACCCACUGUGUUAGAUACUGAUGACAAAUCUGUGAGCCCCUUUCCUAAGCUAGUUAAGCCAGAUGCAAGUAGGAAAGUUAUUGAAAAAGAAUUUAUACAUUUGGAACAAGCUAUUCUGCCACAGAGGAUGCAAAUUAGUGAGAAUUCUUCAAAUGAUGGCUCUUGGUCAGACAGAACGCUAAAUGCUGACAAUGACAGUAUUAACUUAGAUGUAACUGCAGAAGAACAGAAAAAGGACCAAGAAGACAUUCUUAUUGAUAAACUGAGUGAUUCAUCAUCAUUCUACAAUGUUAAUGUUUCUAAUGACAUGCUGAGGUCAGAAAGUUCAGCAUUUGUCAAUGUUGAGAAGCAACAGUGCAAUGAAUCCAGCAGUAGUUCCUCUCAGAAAGAUGGCAGUGUGAAAGAAAGGACCUCUCCGAUAAGUUCUGACAGCAAAAGUGAUUUAGUGAAGAUAGGGUCUGACCGUACUUCAGGGCACACGUCUGGGGAUGAACUUGAAACUGCUACAUCUUCAGAUAUAGAAAUCAUUCCAAGCCCUAAUGGGGAUGGUCAUGGCUUCAGAAACAGUCCUGCUAAAUAUGCUUUUAAACAGUCAAAGUUUGAUGGCACUACUUCUCCAAACUUAGUAGACUUGGUGUUAGGAAAGUCUUUAGCUACAAAGAUAAGGGGUCAUAACCGGGAGUUAUCAGAAGCUUCAGUUCAGAGUAACACAAGUGAUGAGAGCCAGGGAUCAGAGAACGAGAGACUGAUGCGGAGACUGUGUGAGAUGGCAGAACUGUUGGAGGCAAGAGAGAACAGACUGUUAGAGAUGAGCAGAAAUAAUGCAGAUCUGGCAGAGAAUAAUGCUGACCUGAAGAGUCAGGUGGAGUCAUUGAUAUCCAAGCAUGAGGGUGGUGAUAUUAAUACCAUCACAGAAGAUUACACUCAGAGAAUGUCAGCACUGGAAAAGAAGUUUCAACAGGCGAUCAGAGAAAAGGAUCAGCUACGUAAGCAACUAGACACAUUCAAGUCAGAGUCGACCGCUCGCAAGAACUCCUCGGAGCUAGAGAACAGCCUGAAAGAGAAGGACGAGGUGAUAGCCCAGCUGCAGGAGGAGGGGGAGAAGUUGGCGCGUCAGCAGCUGCAGCACUCCAACAUCAUCAAGAAGCUGAGGGCCAAGGAGAAAGACAAUGAACAGGUCAUUAAGGGCUUGAGAGAUAAAAUAGCAGAGCAGACCACAGAACUAGACAGGCUGAAGAGAUCAAUGGCAGCUAAGGAGGAGUUGGAAGUCAGCCAGAUUGAGGCUGUGUACCGCCUCACCACGGCUAACAAGAAACUUGAGACUGAACUUAUGGAGACAAAGAGUCUACUCGAUGACACAACCCACAAGUUGGAAGGCAGCCGGUUGUCGCUCGACAGUGCUCGGCGCGAGCUGACUGAGCUGCAGCGCACCAGUGCCGAGCUGGCGCGACGCUCGGCGGGACACGAGCAGGCCCAAGACGAGCAGCGCAGGGCUCAGCAUGAGCUGCAGCAAGCCCGCGCUGAGCUGCAGCAGCUUAGAGCUGAUAUGGUGAACGAGGAAAACAAAUGGGUGGCGCGAGAGCAAGUGCUGCGGCAGGAGCUGCGCGAGAUGCGCGAGGCAUGGUCCGCCGUGGAGAGCAGCAGCGACGCCGGCGCCGGAGACAUCCCCGCCGCCGCCGUGCUGCAGCAGCUCGCGCAGCUCCAGCGAGCCGCCCUCCAGCGCGACCAGCACCACGCGCACGUGCUGCGCCAGCGCGCCCAGCAGCACGCGGAGUCGGAGCGUGCUCUAGCCGCAUCAGUGGAGCGCGAGCAGGUCUCCCGCGAGGAGUGCGGCGCGCUGCAGCAGCGCCUGGCGCACGCCGACGCGGCGCUGCGGGCCGCGCGGGAGCAGCUGCAGCACGCGGCGCGGCGCGAGGACGAGCUCGUCGCCAGGCUGCAGCGGGCCGAGGAUGAACUUACUCUUAAGAGCCAAGAACUGGAGACGUUACGGACUCACUACGAGUCCCGGCUGUCUGAGCUGCAGCAGCAGCUGACGGAGACGGAACAACUCCUGGUGGGGGAGAGGGACGCGCUCGACACUGAGAAGAAGAGAAAUGCUAUUCUACAGGAGCAGGUAUCAAGUCGUGGCGACAUGUCCCCACCGCACUCCGUCGCCUCCGACUCGCUCUCCGCGUCGCUGUGGCAUUCCGAGGCGGGCGGCGAGGGUUGCGCGACGCCGCCGGGCGGGUCGGCGCUGGCGGUGCAGGACGCGCUGGCGCAGCUCACGCGCCGCGACGGCGAGCUGCGCGCACUGGCGGCGCAGCGAGACGCCCUGCUCAGCGAGCGGACACACCUCACCCGCCAUCUGGCGCGGCUGCAGGCACAGCUCGACACCGCACAGAGUGUGCAGGAGCAGUACGACGCGCUGCUGCAGAUGUACGGCGAGAAGGAGGAGCAGCUGGCGGAGCUGCGCCUCGACCUGCACGACGUCACGCAGCUCUACAAGCAGCAGCUCGACGAGCUCAUCGCGCUCAAGCAGAAGCGAUAGCCGACGCCGUGUACACUCACGCCUCGCGACCACUGACGACACGACACUGACAAGUAGUAGGCGACGAAUAAAAAUACACUCUUUUUAACGGGCACUGUAAAA